Messenger RNA from Drosophila montana, 631 nucleotides. It is a transcript of the gene Lsm10, whose product is annotated as Lsm10. Gene Ontology annotation, biological process: mRNA 3'-end processing by stem-loop binding and cleavage. The transcript is spliced from 2 exons. Gene Ontology annotation, molecular function: histone pre-mRNA DCP binding; U7 snRNA binding. The record is from RefSeq and is a predicted model, not a curated record. Bases 176 to 616 code for a protein of 146 amino acids. Gene Ontology annotation, cellular component: nuclear body; cytoplasmic U snRNP body. Lineage: Eukaryota; Metazoa; Arthropoda; Insecta; Diptera; Drosophilidae.
GUUUCCACACGUAUGAGGUGCAGCUAUUUGGCCGUCUACCUAAUGGCGGAAAAUACCGCAAUGUUGGUAUUAAAUACCACAGCAUAAACUAAAAAAUACAAGUUCCUAAUAAUGGCAUUAAUUGAUCCCUCCUCAAACAAGCGUAUUAUGGUAUGUUAUACAGACACUAGACAUAAUGCACAAUUUUAGCGCACGUGAAAAGUAUUUGAUUUCGAACACAUUAAACUGUUUGCCCGUAAUACUGCAAGGACGUGCCGUGCUCAUAGAUCUGCGAAAUGAGACAUCAGUAGCAGGGAUUAUAAGUAUCGCUGACGGCCAUAUGACUUGCGAGCUGACAGACGCGGUUUUUAUUGAUCGUAAUGGUCAGUACCAUGCGUUCGACCACUUCAUGAUACGCAAUCGUAUGAUUCGUCUGCUGCAUAUACCACCGGACCUGGAUAUUGGUCGUGAGCUUUCGCAGCUGCACCGCAAACCCACUAGAAAGACCAAGACCAAUGCCAAGCGUACCUUUAAGCAAAAGCGCGCAGAAGAGCGACACAAGGAAACUUUGGAGAGCAUCAAAACUCAGAGGAAGGCUGAGAAACCGAAGGAAGAUAUAGAACUUGGCAAAAAUUAAGAACAAAUAAACCAC